AUGACUUUUGACACAAAGAUAACGUGGAAAAGUCACAUUGCUAAAAAAAAAGAACGAGUCUCCAGUAGACUGAAUGUACUGAAUCAUCUUGCUGGUAGCGAGACCACUCAUAACAGCCACAGAGGUGACUCUCAAACCCCUCGUACAGCCACAGAGGCUCCCAAAACACUCGAGAAGGCUUACAACCAAGCAUUACGACUAAUUACUGGAAGGAUAAAAUCAACACCCAUUGAUGCAAUGCUCCUAGUUACAGGAAGCACCACAAUAUGUUCCCUAAUCAAAGAAAAGGUUUUGAUCCUGUAUGAGAAGCUACUGCGCAUUCCCAUGGACAAGUUCUUCAGCAUUUAUGAGAAUGGACCAAGACAUCUGAAAACGCAAUUUGGUCUAAUACAGAAAGCCAUAGAACUGGAGAAAGAAUUGCAAAUCGAUGACAAACCAAAAAGCCUCUCUCUCCCCAUGAACAUAUUGACAGACACUGAUGCAACAAUCAAUGUCAACUAUCCUGCAGAUCAAUGGCUCCAAGUCUUCACUGAUGGGUCAUACAUAGAAAACCAAGCAAAAAUUGGUGCAGGUGUCUAUUUUGAACUCUUCUCUUUCUACGCAGCAGCGGGACACAAUAGAUCUGUUUUUGAAGGAGAAAUAGAGGCUACUAAGAAUCCCCAAUGCCAGUUAUGUUGCCUGGAUACGAAAUUCACCAAAGCGGUGAUACUUUCGAACUCACAGUCAGCAAUAAACUCAAUUAACAACAGAGAGCCACCCAAAACAGCUGAGAUAAAGGAAUGUAGAAAACUCUAUGGGCUGCUAAGAGAGAAAAACAAAACGGUGGUCCUACAAUGGAUUUCUGGUCACUGUGGCAUUAAAAGCAAUGAGCUUGCUGACACACUUGCUAAGAAGAGGGCAACGAUUUUUGCAAUGCAUGGACCGGCCGAUGUCUUUCCACACAACGAAGGCCUUAAUCAGGAGAGAAUUCCAGACCUCAAGGAGAAACAGUGGCCAGUGGCACUCUCCGACAUACCCGACUGGCCAAGAAUCGAAGCCGUUGCUGAGUUCAGACUACGUACCGGACACGAUUGCUUGGCAAAACAUCUUCACAGAUUGGGAGUAUACACUCAACCCACAUGCCCUCUAUGUAACCUACAUGAGGAAAUGGAGAAAACUCAUCUGAUUCGAUGUCCAGCUCUAAAG
Messenger RNA from Rodentolepis nana, 1185 nucleotides. Lineage: Eukaryota; Metazoa; Platyhelminthes; Cestoda; Cyclophyllidea; Hymenolepididae. The record is from the annotation of a GenBank genome assembly.